Andrographis paniculata is the source of this 2293-nucleotide messenger RNA. RefSeq names its product protein BONZAI 1. Gene Ontology annotation, biological process: cellular response to calcium ion. The transcript has 16 exons. Gene Ontology annotation, molecular function: calcium-dependent phospholipid binding. Bases 226 to 1953 code for a protein of 575 amino acids. NCBI's taxonomy places the organism in Eukaryota, Viridiplantae, Streptophyta, Magnoliopsida, Lamiales, Acanthaceae. The record is from RefSeq and is a predicted model, not a curated record. Gene Ontology annotation, cellular component: plasma membrane.
UGCACAAGUGCACAGUGCUGCAGAGUCCAUCGUUUCCUUUUUCUUCUUCGCCUUGUCUCUCUGCGUUGAAGUUUCCUCGCAGACUGUACCGUAGUAUGUAUAUAUGUAUUGAUACUUGACUUGAUACAUAUACAUACAUACAUAUAUAUAAAUAGGGGUGUGAGAUUUUUGUUGGGAAAAAAUUAUUAGAGUUCCUUCUUCAGUUACAGCUGGGUUGCGUUGGCAAUGGGAAAUUGCUGUUCCGACGUGGCCGGCGGGCAGUCGGCGGUGGGAGGUGCCACGUCGAAUUCGGCGGCCAGCGCUCCAAACGAUGCUGUUGAUGCGUUUCUCAGGUCUCGAGGCUACAAAGGGUUGUUCUCUCAGAUCGAGCUUUCUCUGUCUGCUGAGAACUUGCGUGACCUGGAUGUGUUUUCCAAGAGUGAUCCGAUGGCAGUUCUUUAUAUGAAAGGAAGUGAUGGGUCACUUCAAGAGAUUGGUCGCACUGAAGUGGUUUUAAAUUCCUUGAGUCCUAAGUGGAUUACAAAAUUUAUCGUCACCUAUCACUUUGAGAUGGUGCAGAAUUUGAUAUUUCGUAUAUAUGAUAUCGACACUCAAUUCCACAACAUAGAUAUAAAGACAAUUAAGCUGGAGGAGCAGCAGUUCCUUGGUGAGGCUAGCUGUACAAUAUCAGAGAUUAUCACCAAACGGAACAGGAUUUUAGCCUUAAAUCUUUCACGUGAUGGCGUUUCUGUUCCUUCCCAUAAUAAAAAGAAUGGCCAACUCAUGGUUUAUGCUGAAGAAUGUGUUGCUUCAAGGACUACAGUCGAGCUGAUACUGAGAUGUUCAGAUUUGGAAUCCAAGGAUCUAUUCUCGAAAAGUGAUCCUUUUCUGGUCAUAUCAAAAUUCACAGAGAGUGGAACAUUAGUUCCGAUUUGCAAAACUGAAGUCUUGAAGAAUGAUCACAAUCCAAGAUGGAACCAAAUUUUGUUGAGUAUUCAGCAAGUAGGGAGCAAGGACAGCCCGCUAGUUAUUGAGUGUUUUAAUUUCAAUAGUAAUGGAAAACACGAUUUAUUGGGGAAAGUUCAGAAAUCACUGACUGAUUUAGAAAAACUGUGUUCUGUUUCAAUUGGAGAGAGUUUAUUCAUCCCAGUAUCUGUUGGGCAGAAUCACCAAAACAAGAUCUUAAAAAGUCAGUUGUUUGUUGAUAAAUAUUCAGAGAACAUGCAGCACACAUUCCUUGACUACUUGGUUGGAGGUUAUGAAUUGAAUUUCAUGGUUGCAGUUGAUUUCACAGCAUCAAAUGGUAAUCCUCGCCUGCCGGAUUCAUUGCAUUAUAUUGAUCCAUCAGGACGGCCAAACGCAUAUCAGAGAGCAAUCCUUGAGGUUGGAGGUGUUUUGCAAUUCUACGAUACCGACAGAAAAUUUCCUGCUUGGGGUUUUGGAGCAAGGCCAAUUGACGGCCCAGUGUCACAUUGUUUCAACUUAAAUGGCAGCAGUACCUAUUGUGAGGUUGAAGGAAUCCACGGGAUUAUGACAGCGUAUACAAGUGCUCUCUUUAAUGUAUCGUUAGCAGGACCUACAUUGUUUGGACAUGUGAUCACUAAUGCUGCUCAGAUAGCUGGUGGAUCGGUUGCAAGAAAUGAACGGAAAUACUACACUUUGUUGAUUAUAACGGAUGGAGUGAUAACCGAUCUUCAGGAAACCAAGGAUGCCCUCGUCACAGCAUCUGAUCUGCCGCUGUCCAUUCUCAUUGUUGGGGUUGGAGGAGCUGACUUCAAAGAAAUGGAGAUACUAGAUGCAGAUAAAGGGGAUAGACUUGAAAGUACAACCGGAAGGGUAGCAUCACGAGAUAUUGUCCAGUUUGUCCCAUUCCGAGACGUGCAGAGUGGAUCCAUCUCCAUUGUUCAGUCACUUCUAGCAGAACUACCAUCCCAGUUCUUGUCGUAUGUGCGAGCUAGAGGUAUUAGUCCCUAACAAGAAGAAAAUCCAAGGCUGUACAUACGAAGAAAGUACACGAUUAUUUUGUGGCUUUAUUAAGCUUUGCUGCUUCAUAGCCCUCAGACUUUGGCACCUGCAUCAUAUAUCAUCACUAUUCUCAAGUUCCCUCCAGGUUAGGCCCUUUUUAAAUCCCACCAUCAAUACAUGAUCAAUUUUGAUUAAACAGCAAUUCUCAUUGUGUAAUACUGUGACUUCAGUUUCAAUUUUUGUCGAUUGUCUCAGAUAAUUUCUGAUCAUUUCAGACUGCCAAAUUUGUUGGCUUCCUUUGAAAGUGCAUUUUGAUAAAUGGAAUCGAUUCUAUAUCCUAUUGCUAUAA